AUCCCUGUUCAACUGUGAAGUUCAAAGUGGCUUUGCAUGAUUUGCAGCACAUGUCUGCAUGUUUAUUUGGAAGCAAGUUCCCCUAGGUUAAACUGAAUAAUAAUAACAUCUCAAAUCCACAAGAUAGCAAUACCUUUAUUGGGCCAACCAAAAUGCACAAAAUACAUGUUGCAAACUUUUGGAGCUGCACUGGCUUCUGCAUCAGGCAAAGGUGUUAAAAAUCAUAUAGGAGAAAGAAAAUUAUGACAUUGUUAAGAGUCAGAGGCCUACAUUUUGUUGAGAUGAUGUUGUUUUCAGUCAAGAAGGCAUGGAGAUAGCCAUGAGGUAGGCCACUUCUUCUCCUGUGGUGUUUGGCAGAUUAAUGGUCAUAAAGCCCAGGAAAUAAAAUUUAAAUUCCAUUGCUUCCUUUGACAUCAGGUUGCCUCCAGGCCACCGUCUCCUUUUAUACACAGAGAACAUUGAAUUUCUCAAGAAGCAUUAGGGAAACCUGUGGUGCUGUUUAGGCAAAACAUGCCAAUUUUUUUUAAACAACCUUUGUUGGAGGUAGAAACCUCAGGAGUAACGUCCCAGUCUCUUGGCUCCCUCUUAAGGAUUUCCCUGCAGUGGCUAAAAUGCAGUAUCUUCAUAUCCAGGGGUAGCCAUAUUGGCCAUAAAGUAAAAUACAACACAGGAUUCUCACCUUGGUAUUUGUUGGGCUAAUCUUCUCUGUGGGGGUCUUCUAUAUAGCACUUAGGAUUCUUGAAAAGUAGCAUGUGUAUGUUUGUACUUUCAGUUGCCUUUCAGGUUACAGUGACCCCAUGAAUUUCAUAGGGUUUUGUUAGACAAGGAAUACUGAAAUGCCUUCUGCUGAAAUACGAGCUGAAGCACUUGACAUUCCUUAGCAGUCUCCCUUCCAAGUAGUAACCAGCCCUGACCCUGCUUAGCUUCCAAGAUCAGAAAGGAUCUGUUAUCUUGAGAAUAUUUAGACCUACAAAGGGGAAUAAAACAAAUAACUGUUCAGGAGUCUGGAUAUAAGAGUUGAACUGAACCCUUAAUUUUCAUUACAGUAUUUAUCUGCCCAAACAAUUCCUUACAUUUAUGGUGAUUUUUAUAUAUUUUUGUGAAAAAUAAAUGUGAGAAGCAGUGACGUCCCUAGGGUUGGUGUCACCCAGUACGGUCACUCAUAGUGUCACCUCCCUCAUUGACCUCCUCUUCCCAUUUCACACCAUACAGAGUCAUUAGUAAUUUUUUCUGCACUAAUGUUACUCACAAAUCAGGGGUGGGACUGUCACCUCCAUUCCAGCAGAAUUAUGCAUGAAUGUUACAGUGUGGGUCUUAAAAAACUAACCUUUCCCUAGCUGUAUUUUCCCAACUGUGUUUUUGUGCUGCUAGUUUUGAAUAUCUAUGCUGUUUAACAUGCCUUAUGGAAUUCUUCACAGUAAGGUUUAACUUAUGCAUUUAACCUGACAGUGCAUGUACUCCAACUCAUCAUGAUCCAGCUAUAACACCAGCUGUAACAUCAUCUAACCAGCUGAACCUGUUGAGGGAAGAUGAUGAAAGAUAUAAUGCAACACAUCUGGAAGUUGCCAUGUUGGCAGAGCCAUAUGUUUAAAGCCAUAUGUUCAGGGCUGUGCCCUAAAAAUCAGUCUCUAUCUAUCUAUCUAUCUAUCUAUCUAUCUAUCUAUCUAUCUAUGCUUUUAAAUAUCUUAAGUACAUUAAAUAAACAAUUGUGCUUUUUCCCCAUUGUUUUCAGCCUUGUGACUACUUGCAUAGUCUUCACAAUGACUACUCUUUGGAAAGACAUUUUGCGUAAUGUCCAGCUUAUUCAGUAUGUGGCUCCAAUUGCCGUGGAUGCAGCACUCCUUGAAGGGGUUCUAAUGAGAACCAAAGAUGACCCAAAUGCAUCUGAUGUGGUGAAUUUUGCUCCUUUUACACUGCUCCCAUCUGCAGUACCAAGUGAUUUGCUUAAGCAAGCCUAUUCAGUUCAACAAGACUUUAAUCAGCUGGUAGAUAAAGUUAGCCAAGAUACAGAAUUCCUAGAGCGCACUCUUGCCAGCACACUCAAAGUGGAUGAAUUUACUGCUCAGCUUUUUAACAUUUACAAGCAAGUUUUGAAAGAAGGAGUGACUCAGACAGUGUUUUUAGGAAUCAAUCGCUCUGAUUACAUGUUUGACUGUGGUACAGGUGGCUUUCCGGCUUUAAAGCAAGUUGAAAUAAACACAAUUGCUGCCAGCUUUGGAGGUCUCACAUCUCGAACGACUGCAGUACAUCGGCACGUGUUGAAUGUUUUGGGAAAGACAAAGGAAGCCUCAAAAUUACUGUCUAAUAAUCCAUCCAAAGGGAUUGCCAUAGGAAUUGCAAAAGCUUGGGAACUCUAUGGCUCAGAUAGAGACAGAGGUCAGCUUUUUGAGACUUACAGAAUAAUGAGGGAAGCAGAAGAUAAGAAUAGAGCAGUAGUAAUGUUCCUGAUUGAGGAGACUCAGAGAAAUAUUUUUGAUCAACGCUGUAUAGAAAAUGAACUUUGGAUGAGGAAUAUUCGAGUUAUUCGAAGAAGUUUUAAAGAUGUAUUUGAAAAAGCAUCUCUGAACAGUGACAGGAGAUUGCACAUAGAUGGAGAAGAGGUUGCAGUGGUAUACUAUAGAGAAGGUUACGUUCCAAAGAAUUAUAAUAAACAGAAUUGGGAGGCCCGGUUGUUGCUGGAAAAGUCUAGAGCAGUGAAGUGCCCAGAUAUUGCCACACAGCUUGUUGGGACCAAAAAAGUUCAGCAGGAGCUGAGUCGACCAGGAAUGCUAGAAAGAUUUCUGCCAAAUGAACCAGAAGCAGUUGGUCGAUUAAGAGCAACGUUCACAGGGCUGUACUCUCUAGAGAUGGAUGAAGAAGGUGAUAAGAUGGUUGCUAUGGCUAUUGCUGACCCAGAUCGGUUUGUGUUAAAACCACAACGGGAGGGAGGAGGGAACAAUCUCUAUGGUGAUGAUCUGAAGCAAGCUUUGGAGAAAAUUAAAGACAGUCCUGAGAGGACCUCCUACAUUCUCAUGGACAAAAUAAAACCCCUUCCAACACUGAAUUACUUAUUGAGGGCUCACAGUCCAUUGAAAAUAUCAGAAUGUGUGUCUGAAUUAGGAAUUUUUGGAGUUUACAUCAGACAUGGUCAGGACCUUGUGAUGAACCAGCAUGUUGGCCAUCUCUUGCGAACAAAAGCAGUAGAACAUGCAGAUGGUGGAGUAGCAGCUGGAGUAGCUGUUCUAGAUACUCCCUAUGUGAUAUGAAAUCAGUACCUCAGUAACAUCUCCACUGCACUUGGAAAUGGAUUUUCCCCCUUUUAGGCCUUGAUUGCCAAAGGGCAGUGAAGAUGAGAUUUAUACCGGAAGCUCUCCUCUUACAUGUAAUCCUCAAAUACAAAUCAGCAGAGUUGCACUGAUAUUUUUUUUAGUAACUGCACCUUCCUGAUCUCAGAGAAAAUAUAUUGAAUUACAGUAGAUCUUCAUUGAUAUCCUCUUUCUGUUUGAAGCACCUUUGUUAAACAUGCCUCUUCUGGAUCUUGUGCCCUUUUAUUGUGCCGUCAUCACAGACAACCUGCUGAUGCUCUGAUAAAACAUUUCCUACAGUAUCAUAGGACUGCAGAUACAUCAUCAAGUGCUUUGUACCACAAGACUGUAUUAUUGUGUGAACUUGUUUUUUUACAUUUUCAAGGUGUAUUUGCAUCCUGCUGCAAAGAGGCUGGAAGAGAACUUGUUCUAGACUUCCAUGUUUUGCUGCACAUCCUGUUUAUGUACUUGUCUACAGGGACACAACACUAUAAAGUUACUGUGCAGGGUACUUCUUUUAAAGGAAACUUAUAGCCACAUAUAUCCUAGUAUAUGAUAAAGGAACACUAUUACUUCACCUUUAACUUGAAGUGAUUGAAACUAGACUGUUUUGUGCUAUGGUACAUUUGAUUAAUAUCUGAAAGUGAACAGCUUCACAGCUUCACCACUGAAGAAAGAAACUAAGUGUGCUCAUGUUUCAAGAAAACUUUUCAACAUGCAUAUAUAGAACAACCCAAAUCAAUAUUGAUGUCAAACACACUGUAACAGCAGAUGAUGGCAUUUGAUUUGUUUAGCUGACUUUUAAGAUAAGAGUGCAGUCAUUUCCAGCACUAAGCCAUGUGUCAUUUUAAGAAUAGGCAAGUUGUUUUUCAAAUUGUUUUUGGAACAGCAGCUUGCCAUGUUGUAAUCACACUGAUUUAAAAAGAUAAAAUUCAUUUAUCUUUGUUGGCUCCAAUUUUUUUUUAAAAAAAAUCAGUCUGUCUCUACACACUGGUGUUUUUCUUGAGCAUGGCCUUUGUAGUAAAAAUAACAGGAUGCUGUACAUUGAAUGCAUGCUUUUAGAGGAGAGAUUUAGAAAAGCAACUUGACUUAAUUAUGAGCACAGUAUUAAGGACCAAAAUGGUGUACCAGAGCAUCUUUAUUCAAAUAGCCUAAAUGAAUUUUCUAAAUAAAUACCAUUAUAAAUACUGAAAA
Sceloporus undulatus (fence lizard) is the source of this 4478-nucleotide messenger RNA. It is a transcript of the gene GSS, whose product is annotated as glutathione synthetase. The coding region runs from base 1530 to 3245 and encodes 571 amino acids. Lineage: Eukaryota; Metazoa; Chordata; Lepidosauria; Squamata; Phrynosomatidae. Gene Ontology annotation, molecular function: ATP binding; glutathione synthase activity; glutathione binding. Gene Ontology annotation, biological process: glutathione biosynthetic process. Gene Ontology annotation, cellular component: cytosol. The record is from RefSeq and is a predicted model, not a curated record. The transcript is spliced from 13 exons.